UGCCAAAACGGAUAUUGUAAGUGAGGUGUCGCACAGCGUAACAUGUGGUUUGGAAACCAACCACAGCCCUUUAAGACUUGCAAACAUCUGUGAUCCAAUCAACAAUAAAGUAAGAGCGAGGGUAAGAGGAAGCGCUGUCGUAAGAAGUUUAACCACAGUUGCCAAUGGUCAUCUUAGGAGGUAGAGGCGAAGGAAGAAAGUAGUCAUGUCAUCUGCUCUGCGCGCACAAGUGUCCCAGUGGGGCCGGGGUUGUUCGAGGACUUAUGACUGGACAGGCUGCCAGUCCCUCCAUACGACCAGCCGCAGCGCUUCCAAAGAGCAUGUGAAGGUUCUCGUGGUCGGGGGUGGAAGCGGGGGUAUCACAAUGAGCGCCCGCAUGAAACGUAAAGUUGGCGCCGACAAUGUUGCUGUUGUGGAGCCGAGUGAGAUGCAUUACUACCAGCCAAUAUGGACUCUCGUUGGAGCUGGAGCAAAGAACUUGGAGUCAUCCGGACGCCCCACAGCCAGUGUAAUGCCAUCUGGGGUAAAAUGGAUCAAAUCCAAAGUGACAGAGGUUAACCCCGACACCAACUCUGUGCGCACCGACUGUGGCAAAGAGAUUUCCUAUGAAUAUCUCAUUGUUGCCCUUGGACUUCAGCUUCACUAUGAGAGGAUCAAAGGUCUGCCAGAGGGGUUUGAUCACCCCAAGAUCGGCUCCAACUACUCGCAGAAGACGGUGCAGAAGACCUGGAGGGCCCUUCAGGACUUCAGAGAGGGAAACGCAAUCUUCACCUUCCCCAAUUCACCAGUCAAGUGUGCCGGAGCCCCGCAGAAGAUCAUGUACCUGUCAGACGCAUAUCUCCGAAAGACUGGAAAGAGGUCAAAGGCUAACAUCAUAUACAACACAUCUUUGCCGGUGCUGUUUGGCAUCAAGAAAUAUGCUGAUGCUCUGUGGGAGAUCGUCAAGACCCGAGACCUGAACAUUAACCUCAGACAGAACCUGAUAGAAGUGCGGCCUGACAAACAGGAGGCAGUGUUUGAGAACCUGGACAAACCUGGAGAGACUAAAGUCUUUGAGUAUGAGAUGCUGCAUGUCACUCCCCCAAUGGGUCCCCCCGACGUGCUGAAAGGCUCCCCCCUGGCUGACGAGGCCGGCUGGCUCAACCUCAACAAGGAGACCCUGCAGCACCAAGUUUACCCUAACGUCUUCGGCAUCGGAGACUGCACCAACCUGCCCACUGCCAAGACCGCCGCCGCUGUGGCUGCCCAGUCUAGUGUUCUGGACAGGACUAUCAGCCGAGUAAUGAAGAAUACACAGCCUGAUAAAAAGUAUGACGGCUACACGUCGUGCCCUCUGGUCACCAGCUACAACACGGUCAUCCUGGCCGAGUUUGACUACAACGGCCAGCCCCUGGAGACCUUCCCCGUGGACCAGAGCAAGGAGCGGAGGACCAUGUACCACAUGAAGGCCGACCUCAUGCCAACCCUCUACUGGCACGGCCUGCUCAGGGGGCUGUGGGGAGGCCCUGGACCAUAUCGCACCCUCAUGCACUUGGGGAUGAAGUAGACUUCCAUGGACCACAAGACGCCAAUAUAUUACAUUACAUUGCAUUACAUUAUUUCCAUUUAACAGCAAUAUAGUAUGAGGUGUAAAAAAGCUUAUCAAAAUCAAAUUCAUAACAACAACUUGUUUAUUGAGUGCUUUUAGGUGAAUAUACUGAUUUGGCUUUGCAUUAAUCCAGAGAAAUAUUUUCAGAUUUCAUAUAUAUUUUUCACACUGUGUUUACGUUUUUUUUCAUCACUAUUAUUAUUGCUUGUAAUUGUGUUUUAGGUAGGAUAAAAGGCUACUGUGUGAUCUCAUCCAGUAUAGCUGUGAUUCAGAACAUAGGGAAAUACUGCAGUGCGUUUUAUAUUUUCAAUAUUGUUACUUUUUUAAUAUUGUGUAAAUAUCUCAUAGGGUUUAAUUUGCUUGAUGCCUGGAUGAUUUCAUUAGCGAGCAGCAGACUAUUUGUCCUAGGGCCCAGCAGGGCCCUCAUAUAGGGUGGUGCCCAGUUAUGACCUUGGCAGGCCUGGCUAUUGUUCCGCCUCUGCUUGGGUACCUAUCCCAUGAGACUCCUUAUACAUGGUGACACUGACCGUAGCACUUAAAUAGCAGCACAAGUUGCUUGGAGGUAUUUAUGUGGUAAUGAGUAGCAGAGUAGAGUAACUUUAUUGAUCCCCGGGGGGAAAUUCAGGUGUCAAGUAGCUCACAUAAAUACACAUAAUGCAGUUAUUUCGUUCAAUUUAGUUUAUGUUUAUGUUAUAGAAUGUGACAAUGCAAUAUCAAUUAUUCACGCAAAUGCAUGUUGAUUAACAAAAAUAGAAUACUACACAAUUACAGAUUUAAUUUUCAACAGUUUAAAAUAUGACUUGCUCCUAAGUUACGGAACCUGCCAACUAGAGAUGCACAGGAUCCAAGAUCCGGUUCCGGAUCCGGCAGGAUAAUAGGGUUUUUCACAGAAUCCGGUAUCCGGCAGUUACCUAAAAAUCAGGAUCUGGUGCAUCUCUAGCCUAGGUUUUUCAGUCAGUCUUUCACAACCCCAAUUGCUGCAUGGAGUGAAAGAAAGUUGGAAGCGGCCAAUGUGGCAGUAAGCCAAUGAGUCUAAAAAAUAGUUUGAGGCAACGAAAUAAAAAAGGGCCCACGUGUGCGAGUAGGCUAUGUGUUUCAACCCUUUCGUAGGAUCCGGUAUCCGGUUCCGGAUCCGGCAGAAUCUUAAGCAGUGGAUUCGGUAUCCGGCAGGAUCCUAAAAAUCAGGAUCCGGUGCAUCUCUACUGCCAACAGCUUGGAGGAAUAUGUAGUGCAGUGGUCUCCAAUUAUUUUUCUGCAAGGGCCAAAUUAUGUAGAGCAAGUGAGGAUGUGGGCCAAACCAAUGCCCCAACCCAUUGAGAAAGAAGUUAGAUGUCUGAACAGAGAACAGAUUUUCGCUUUUCCGUCCUCCCUACUUGUCAAUGUCUGUUACCUCUUGUCAAUGAGACUGUUAGCAUAAGAUCUAACUCUCUGUGAAUGCUUUGGAAAGAUAUGACCCACUGACAUUUUAGUGAUCAAAAUACACAUUCAUUUAUGUUUUCAUUUGUUCUGACAGAUAAAAAAGAGAGAAAAGUCUGCUACAACCAGGAUUUCAUGCUCCCAAUUUUUCAAAAAAUAAUUGGGAGCAUGAAAUCCUGGUUGUUGCGGACUUUUCUCUCUUUUUUAUCUGGCUAUUUAUUGGUCCUGCUCCCAGGUCAGACGCUUGGAUGUGCGAGCUUUUACCUUCAACUUGUUCAUUUGUUCUGACCUCAUGGCGAGCCAAAUGUUUGCCAUGCAUGGGCCGGAUUUGGCCUGCGGGCCUUUGUUUGGAUGUAGUGGAUUCUGAGUUCUCUCAGUUUUCCUAUAAUAAUGAACCUUGUUCAGUCACUGAGACAUUUUUGAUAUUGUAAAUGAUGAAUGAUGAAUGCCUUUUUCCUAUGUGAUUUGAUUAAUUGAUUUAUUGACUGAUUGGUUCAUUGGCUGGUUGGUUGAUUGAUUGAUUGAUUGAUUGAUUGAUUGAUUGAUUGAUUGAUUGAUUGAUUGAGCUAGCUUCUGUGGCACAUCAGUUGGCUACUGCAAGUGGCACAUCAGUUAGCUACUGUAAUGAAAGCAAAAUGUGCCUGCUAUCAUCAGACAUAGCUAAAAUAAACACCUACUUGUUACUUGUAA
Molecule: messenger RNA, 3694 nt
Organism: Engraulis encrasicolus (European anchovy)
Lineage: Eukaryota; Metazoa; Chordata; Actinopteri; Clupeiformes; Engraulidae
Gene: sqor
Product: sulfide quinone oxidoreductase
Exons: 10
Coding region: 206-1546 (446 amino acids)
Cellular component (GO): mitochondrion
Molecular function (GO): FAD binding; sulfide:quinone oxidoreductase activity
Source: RefSeq, a predicted model, not a curated record